Messenger RNA from Leishmania mexicana MHOM/GT/2001/U1103, 3123 nucleotides. RefSeq lists its product as hypothetical. The record is from RefSeq and is a predicted model, not a curated record. Lineage: Eukaryota; Euglenozoa; Kinetoplastea; Trypanosomatida; Trypanosomatidae. Bases 1 to 3123 code for a protein of 1040 amino acids. The transcript has a single exon.
AUGUAUAAACCACCCACACCAACGAAACGACGCGGCCGGUGGCUCCCAGGCAAGCCGCGACAUAACCCGAAACCAGAAGAGCAGGAGACUCGUGCGAGCGGAAAGGAAAGCCCUCGGCCGCCGCCGACGUCCUCGACACUGAGUGCAGGCACUAGCAGCAGUGCCAGUGGUCAUGGUGAAUCUCUCACUGCACAAUUCUCCUCGACGCCGUCAACGUCUGGCGAAACUCGACAGAAACACACGCGCCGAUCGUUGAGUCACAGCACCAUUCAGAGCGGUGGCGGAUUCGGCUACCUGCGCGCGACCAUAGAAACCCCAGAGCUAGUACCGUCUCCCGCAAGCACAAGCGCGGGACUGGGUAGCAGAGCAGACACGUUCUCUCAAGCACCCGCGCCAACGUCGUCGCCAAAGGAGUUGCGCGAAGACACCAAAGCAUGGCCACCGGAGCAGCAGCCGUUAACGCAGACCGCGUCGCAGUCCUUCCCUAACCUCAGCACACCGGCGGAAUCUUCGCUGGCGAGGCUGCGGGCUUUAGCGGGGCUGACGCCCCUACGCAUGUCCUCGCACGAUCCUCAGACGUUUUCGUCAAACCUAUACCACAACGAGGAGUCACCCCUUCGUCAUUCGUGCGACGCCAGAUCCGAGCUCAGUAGCAGUGGCCAGUCGUCGGCGUCAUCGUCGCGCGUGUCGUCGCCGUACACUCCUGAUCUCGUACGGCGCCUGUCCUUCCUAAACGGCACGUCCACGCAGACGACGCUGGCUCUGCUGCAGCGGGACCGACUGAAGCGCUCCCGCAGUGGCGCAGGAAAACUACCGUCACCGCCCAUCGCCCUAUCGUGCCAUAACGAAGAGGAGAGCGCUGGGCAGCAGCCCAAAGGACCGCCGGCGGUGCAGACUGUCAAAGGCACGGCGGCUUCCGCUGGCCGCGGCCCCUUCCUCACCCCGUCGUUGGGCCUCGCCGACCUGCGCGCCCCAGCGUCGACACUAUAUCGCAAUGAAGAAGACACUGACGGCGGUCAUCGUGCUGGCACGGAGAGCAGCCCGGCGCGGUCGACUAAGUCGCUGCUGAGUCGCCUACGCGCCUCCGGCCCGUGCCUAACCUCAGCUACUGAGUGCGGUAGCAGUCCGCAUCCUUACAUCGCAUCAAAGGACGGUGUGGCUGGCGGUGGGUCUGCCGUCGCUGGGGCACCGACGCCUCACGAGCUAACAACAGGAUCACCGUGGAAGUCAGCCGCGACGCUCAUAGCGCACAGGCCGCUCGCGGUGCCAUCUCCCUUGCCAGGGACGGGCCUGCCUCAGCCAUCCGACAUCUCGGCACGGCUUGCGCAGUUGCGCGAACGAGCAUCGACGUCGCCGACAUCGUUGCCUCCCACCGCGACAGUUGGGGCCUCUGUAGCGUCGUGGACGGGGUUGGCGCAGGCGCCACCGUCGCAGCAGUCGCAUUCUCUUAUGAACCUUUCCCGUCUGCGUCGGCUCGCCAACCUCCAGCAACCGCAUCCACAACCGUCGGCGCAGCGGCCAGGCGCAGCACUGAGUGAUGACCGAGAAGAGGUGCCAAGCCCGGCACCAGCAGCGGCUCUGGAAGCCGCGCUGGAGCGUACACUGCAGCACCGCCUUCUGACCGAGGUCACCGCCGCACGCGGUGACGCCACCCCAACGCCACCUGCAGCGAUCAACAGCGGCGAGCCCUACCUGGACCCAGUCGAGGUGCAGGAGCGGGCCGCGCGCCGCCACAAGUCAGAAAACGCAUUACAGUCACACGAGAGCGGCGCGAAGCAGGACUGCAACCACGCAGCCGCCAAGGUGAGCGUGCGCCGCGCGCCACCGCGAAAAGGUGCGGUGUCCACGACGGCGAAGAAGGAGAGCGCGGCGGCGACUGUGGUGCUCAAGGGUCGCUUGGCAAAGGGCACCCGCGGCAACACCUGCCACACAAGCAUCGUGAAGCCUUCAGUACCCCCAAAGGACAAGGUCUGCACGGCCGCGGUCGAAGGCGUCGUGAAGUGUGCAAGCAGCCCAGUGCCGGUGAAGCAGCUAAUGAACAAGCUGCGCAGCCUGGCAGCCCCGGUGCCGGUCGGCGAGUCAGCAGGUGAGAAGAACCCGGAGACUGCACGGAAUCCGUUUCUCGGGAGCGCCGUAGCACCGCCGGUGGACCCCCUGGACGAGCGUCUGUCGCAGCAGCCAUCGCCCUUGGCGCCGAACAAGGCAGACAAGGCGCCCUUGAAGAGCAGCGUGUCGUCGUUACCGCCGUCCUGGUCGACCUCCUCGCCGUUCGCUGCGCUGGCCUCGCCGUCGCUUCACGCGGCGCUGACGCAAGCCUCGGCGGCACUCCUCAAAGAGCGUGGCACCGCUGGAAGUCCUAAGGUCACGGAUGGCGUCAGCGAUGACGAGGAGCAUCCAAAAGUGCCACCCUCUUCUUCCUUCGCCUCUGUAUCCCCACACUAUUCGUACCCGUCCAUGAUGACUCGCAGCGCCACUGCGGCGGCAGCCGCCGCUGUAGCCGCAGCGGUCAAGACGACACCGGCAACAAAGACGGUGCCCACCACCAGCGCCGGCAGCCGCAAGAGCGACAGGGACAUGAAAUGCUUCGUCUUCGACACCUCCUCUCUCCUCGACUCCGAGCCAGGCGUGAUGAACUUGGUCUUGGAGAAGUGGUUCAUUGGCAUCCCCUUCACUGUGCUCGACGAGCUGGACCGCAUGCACAAGGACCGUGGUGGCGGUGGCGGCAGUGCCAAGGGUGACCACGCCGCCACCGCCGGUGCGAACAGCGCGCAUGAUCGCGACUGGCGCCGACAACGGGCUCAUGAGCUGCGUAACUGGAUUGCGGCGUGCCUGAGCAAUGAGGCACAACACCACCUAUGGCUGCAGAAACGGACGGAGGUGGUCAGGGAAUACGACAGGCACGCCACGACAAAUGAUGACCGCAUUCUCGGUUACGCCGUCUACCUUAGCCAGCACCAGCCCGCAAAAGUGCUCUUCGUUACCGAGGACAAGUUCCUCCGCAUCAAGGCGAACUCGGAGCUGGGAAAAGCGUACGCGUACAGCGAGGUCCGCAAGUUAGUUGGCAUGCCACCACUCCCGACAGCGUCGCCGACGGCAUCGCAAGGGAGGAAUGGCAAGAAGUAG